AUGUCGGCAGGUCUUGCCCACGAUGGGCACGAUGCCUCCAGCAGGGACGAGAACGCCUAUGUCGACGAAAAAGUCGGUGACGCCACCCACAUUGAUGCAGCAAAUAACAAGGUUCUGGCCGACUCGGAUCUCAUGAACGAUGCCUUUGACGGCGAGAACGAGGAGCACAACCAGGGUCUGUGGCAGGCUGUCAAGACGCAUCCCAAGGCUUGUUUCUGGGCCUUUAUCAUGUGCUUCACCAUUGUCAUGGAAUCUUUCGACAUGUUCCUGAACGGCAAUUUUGUUGCCCAAAAAGCCUUCCAGGAUAGAUACGGAGUAGAGGUUGCUGGCGGCGGCAAGGCCAUCGAGACGAAAUGGCAGAGCGCCCUCUUCCAGGCCGGCCAGUGUGGUGCCUUUGUGGGCGUCUUCCUCGCCGGCCCCGUCGUCAACCGCCUCGGAUACCGCCUGGCUACCAUGGUGGCGUUGGUCAUGAUGAACGCCACCAUCUUCAUCUCCUUCUUUGCCAACUCCCUCGAAGUCCUCACCAUCGGUCAAGCAUUUGAGGGUGUGCCAUGGGGUUUCUUCAUCGCCAUUGGCCCGGCUUACGCCUCUGAGAUUGUACCUCUUGCUCUCCGUGGUGCCUGCACGGCUACCCUGCAGAUGAGUUGGUCCAUCGGUUCCAUCAUCGUCGCCGGCGCAACUCUGGGCUUCAACAGCCGAACAGAUGAGUGGGCGUGGCGUGCGCCUCUCGCUCUGCAAUGGAUCUUCCCCCUCCCCCUCAUGGUUAUCCUCUGGUUCGCCCCCGAGUCUCCCUGGUGGCUCAUCCGCCGUGGCCGCAAGGAGGAGGCCCUGCGCUCCAUCCAGCGCCUCGGCCCCUCCAACGGCACUGCCGGCCAGGCCCAGCGCAAGCUUGCCAUGAUUGAGCGUACCGUCGAGAUUGAGGCCAACAUCGGCGGCACCCCUACCCUCCUGGACCUCUUCAAGGGGGUUGACCUCAGACGAACCACCAUCACCUGCUUGAUGUACGCGUCACAGAACUUUGCUGGUAACUUGAUUGCCAACCAGGCUACCUUCUUCUUUGAGCAAGCCGGCAUAGCCCAUGACAUGGCCUUCAACCUCAACCUCAUCAACUCCUGCCUCCAAUUCGUCGCAAACGCCCUCUCCUGGCCCCUGACCGCCUGGUUCGGCCGCCGCACAAUCUACCUCUGUGGCACAGCUGUCAACGUGACCCUCCUCAUGAUCCUCGGCAUCUGCGCCUCGAUCCCCCAAAACAACGGCACAAACUACGCCCAAGCCGUUCUCGGUAUCCUCAUCUCCUUCGUAUUUGCCGGUACCCUCGGUCCCAUCUCUUACACCAUCAUCGCCGAGACCUCGGCUGUCCGCCUCCGCGCCCUCAGCACCGCCGUCGGCCGCGCCGCCUACUACGUCGCCGAGAUCCCCAUGAUCUACCUCUCCUCUCAGCUGCUCAACCCCACGGGCUGGAACGUUGCCGGAAAGUGCGGCUUCGUCUGGGGCGGUACGGCUGUUGUGUGCUGGGUUAUGGCCUUCUUCUUCCUGCCUGAGCUUAAGCACCGCUCGUACCGUGAGGCUGAUAUCCUCUUCAACCGCAGGAUUCCUGCACGCGAGUUUAAGUCCACUGUCAUCAACGUUACGGAUAACGAGUAA
Molecule: messenger RNA, 1644 nt
Organism: Colletotrichum orchidophilum
Lineage: Eukaryota; Fungi; Ascomycota; Sordariomycetes; Glomerellales; Glomerellaceae
Exons: 5
Coding region: 1-1644 (547 amino acids)
Biological process (GO): transmembrane transport; carbohydrate transport
Cellular component (GO): membrane
Molecular function (GO): carbohydrate:proton symporter activity
Source: RefSeq, a predicted model, not a curated record